AUGACGAACAAAUCAGUUGCCAAUGAUUUUAACAGAUUCGCCAGCACGUUUCGUCCACUGUACAAGAAGAACCCUCAGAGGAUGGAGAGCAUUCAUAAGCAGUUCAUAGAGGAGUUGCAGAAGGCUAUACAGGAUGACACCAGCAGAUUGAUUGAAGAAGGGCAGUUGGAGGUCAAACUGAAUGAGCUGGACAAACUGGAGCGUGCUGCUAAGAAGAAUCCACAGCCUGCAUGGCGUCCAAGUGGAGUUCCUGAGCAGGACUUUUGCAGUUUCUUGAUGCCCUACUAUCAAAAGCAGGAGGCUUACAUGCGACUGGAGCUGAAGAAAAUCCAAGCGGAGAAUGCUGCACUUGCUCAAAAGGUUCAGGCGGGGAGAGAGAGCAUUGCUCAGACUGAAAACUGCAUCUCAGAGGCUGUCGAUGAGUGGAAGGCAUCAGUCACAGAAUUUGAAAAGCUGGCAUCUUCUCUCUGCCCCGCUGAUGUCUUCGAUGUGUGAUGCUCGGAUAACUCCACCAAGCAACUAACUUAACUGUACAUAUUGAUUAUGUUUACUGUGCAUGUUUGUCUGAAAAUAAAUGUUUUGAAA
Messenger RNA from Paralichthys olivaceus (Japanese flounder), 585 nucleotides. Lineage: Eukaryota; Metazoa; Chordata; Actinopteri; Pleuronectiformes; Paralichthyidae. The record is from RefSeq and is a predicted model, not a curated record.